Molecule: messenger RNA, 327 nt
Organism: Caenorhabditis auriculariae
Lineage: Eukaryota; Metazoa; Nematoda; Chromadorea; Rhabditida; Rhabditidae
Source: the annotation of a GenBank genome assembly
AUGUUCAAGCCUAGGGAACUAGAGUUUCCCACGAUGAUAGAAAUACGAAAAUUGUUCCCCAGUCUGGGAAAAAGCUGGAUGACCGGGCAUUCCGGAGAGGCAUAUACCGAAGAAAGUGCGCCCGGGGGGACAAAGAGCCGGCCGGCAACUCACUCGAUUGGCGGCUUUUGCUCCGCCGCUUUUUCUCGUAACUCCAUUAGCCAGGACGGCGGGGCGGGCGCGUCGCGGCUCGAUGAAGCAUCCGCCGUCGAGUCGCCUCCUCUUUUUCCGCCCCUUGGCCGAAUACUCGAUUUCUCUGUUUUCUCACGGCUGCUCCCAGUCACAUAG